AUGUCUACUACAAAUGGCACCAUUCGAGUUAUGGUAGAGGAAGACGAUAACCUCCAGAGGUCACCAUCACCAUCUACUGCAUCAGCUUCAACAUCAUUUUCGGAAUUAUCCCCUGUACCAGUAGAACAGAACCACUCUAAUAAUAAGAACAAGAAUAAUAAGAACAACAAGAAUAAGAACAAGAAUAAUAAGAACAAGAAUAAUAAGAACAAGAAUAAUAAGAACAAGAAUAAUAAGAACAAGAAUAAUAAGAACAAGAAGAAUAAGAACAAGAAGAAUAAGAACAAGAAGAAUAAGAACAAGAAGAAUAAGAACAAGAACAAGAAGAACAAGAACAACAAGAAGAACAAGAACAAGAACAAACAAGAAGAACAAGAACAAGAACAAGAACAAGAACAAGAACAAGAAGAACAAGAAGAACAAGAAGAACAAGAACAAGAAGAACAAGAACAAGAACAAGAAAGAAAACAAGAAGAACAAGAAGAAGAAGAAGAACAAGAAAACAAGAAGAACAAGAAAGAACAAGAACAAGAAGAACAAGAACAAGAAGAACAAGAAGAAGAAAACAAGAACAAGAAGAACAAGAACAAGAAGAAGAAGAACAAGAAGAAAGAAGAAGAAGAACAAGAACAAGAACAAGAAGAACAAGAAGAAGAAGAACAAGAAGAAGAACAAGAACAAGAAGAACAAGAAGAAGAAGAACAAGAAGAACAAGAACAAGAACAAGAACAAGAAUAA
Molecule: messenger RNA, 738 nt
Organism: Stegodyphus dumicola
Lineage: Eukaryota; Metazoa; Arthropoda; Arachnida; Araneae; Eresidae
Product: myb-like protein I
Source: RefSeq, a predicted model, not a curated record